Lucilia cuprina (Australian sheep blowfly) is the source of this 666-nucleotide messenger RNA. RefSeq names its product UDP-glucosyltransferase 2-like. Gene Ontology annotation, molecular function: UDP-glycosyltransferase activity. Lineage: Eukaryota; Metazoa; Arthropoda; Insecta; Diptera; Calliphoridae. Bases 1 to 666 code for a protein of 221 amino acids. The record is from RefSeq and is a predicted model, not a curated record. The transcript has a single exon.
AUGUACUCUUCUUUCGCCUACAUCUUCAUAAUCAUUCUAAAUCUUUGGAAUUACACACAGGCUGCAAGUAUUUUGGGUAUUUUCCCAACACCUUUCAAAUCACAUCUUAUCAUACAUUCUGCUAUUGCUGAGACAUUAGCUGCUGCAGGUCAUAAUGUCAUCAUUAUGGGUUCAUUUUCUAAUGUCAUGCCUCAGGCUAAAUACCAGUAUAUACACUUAGAAGGCAAACAACUGGAUGGAAACUUUGUAACAAAGACAAUAGAGACUGCAGAGUCCACGCACAAAAAGUUUAACCAUAUGAUCGGUGUGGCCAUGAAAAGUGCCAAUAAUAGUUUAAAUCAUCCAAAAAUGAAAGAGUUUUUGAACCAACAUCAAGCGGGUGAUUUCGAUCUUGUGAUAUUGGGUUAUUUUAUGAAUGAUUUUUUAUUGGGUUUAGGGGCUCAUUUUCAAUGUCCCAUUAUUAUAUCGUUUAUUAUAAGACCCAUAUUUGCUAUAGAUACUAUAGUGGGAAAUCCAGAAGAGCCCGCAUAUGUACCCACUUUGUUUAGUAAUCUUAAGGAACCCUUGGAUUUUGGGGAUAGAGUAAAGAAUUACUUGGCCAACUUUGUUGAGCACAAUAUAAUGGAAAGGGCAAUGAGGAGGAAAAUGCAGGAAAUGUAUAGGUGA